AUGCCAUCCCAGACUUCGGUCCCCCAACGUCGAAGUCACGAGGAUUCCGACGAGGAUGACUCCGACUCAUCCCACCCCACCUCAGGUCCCAAUAUCAAGCGCCAACGCCUGAGCCCCACGGAGGAAGCCACGAGGGGGGGCAACGAUAGUAAUGACGAUGACGACGACGAUGACGACAACCAGAGCGAAACAAGUGAGGACAUGGAUGCUGCAGGCGCAAGAGCUAUCGCUCAGCAGCCAGUUGUUGACCAUGGAGUCGGCCCGGGAGGUUACAAGCCGGGUGCAAUUGUGCGCAUCAAAGUGACCAAUUUUGUGACCUACACCUCGGCGGAAUUCUUCCCUGGUCCCAAGUUAAACAUGGUCAUUGGGCCCAACGGUACGGGCAAGAGUACCUUGGUCUGCGCGAUUUGUCUUGGUCUCGGAUGGGGUCCUCAGCACCUCGGACGCGCAAAAGAUGUCGGCGAAUUCGUCAAACAUGGCUGCUCAGAAGCGAAAAUCGAGAUCGAGCUUGCUGGACGACCAAAACUGUCAUUCAACCCGGUGAUCACCCGCACAAUCAAACGCGACGGAAACAAAAAUGUAUACACCUUGAACAGGGCCCCUUCUGGAUGGAAGGAAGUUCGCAAGCUAGCACAAUCAUUUGCGAUCCAGGUCGACAACCUCUGCCAGUUCCUGCCUCAAGACAAAGUCUCCGAGUUUGCAGCUUUGACACCCAUCGAACUUCUUCACUCGACACAGCGAGCAGUAGCUGGGCCGGAGAUGGUAGAAUGGCACAACGGCCUCAAAACUUUCCGCAGCGAGCAAAAGCAAGUCGAGAUAGACAGUCGCGCGGACCGGGAAAUGUUGAAAAAUCUCGAGGACCGACAGGAAAGUCAGCGAGAGGUCGUGCAAAGGAUGCGCGAGCGAGAUGUCAUCAAGCAGAAGAUGGAACUCCUUGAAUUUAUACGCCCCGUAGUCGAAUACAGAGACUACCACGCUGAGUUCAUAGCGUUGAAAGAAAGGAAGGCCGCUAUUGACCAGGCCUAUGAUCGACUCAAGUUGGAAGUCGAACCCGCGUUGCGAUCUAUCAAUGCGAAGCAAGAAUAUUCCGAACAAAUCACCGCUGCGAAACAGCAUCGCAAGGAGCAGGUGGAGAAGUUGUCAAGGAUAGCUGAAACGCGCGGGAAGAAAAUUGAAGACUUGAAAGGCUCUAUCAAAGCACUGGAUAACGAUAUCGAGGCAGAACGAAAGUCGGGCCAAAAGCACAAACAAGAGGCCACAAAUGCAUCGCAAACGAUCGCACGACUGAAAAGGGAGUAUGAGGAUGAACCUGUGGAGUUUGAUCCCGACCACUACAAUGAACGACUGAGAGAGAAACGACUUGAAAAGCGUGAGCUUGACGCCAAGGCAGAGGAAAUGAAAGCACGGAGGGCCCCAUGGCUCGAGCGAGGAAAGGCUCUGAAGUCAAAAAUCGCGGAAUCUGAACAACAAUUGGAACACUUAGAUUCAGCGAUCGGAAAACAAGAGUUCAAGUUGAAAUUGACAAAUUCGAACACGAAAUCUUUGGGCCCCCCCAUGGUGACCUGCUCUGUGCCUGAUCCAAAGUAUGCCGAUGUCAUUGAAUCCCUUUUCCAUAAGUCCGAUUAUACGGUUUUCACAGUGCAGAGCCGGAAUGAUUUCCGCACGCUCCAGAGGAAUAUCGCCGAACAGAAGCUUGCAGAUAUCAGUAUCAAAACAUGUUCCCAACCACUUGGCCACUUUACCGCGCCUGACUUCGAUAUUCAAAGUCUUGGAUUCGAUGGAUGGGCCAAUGACUUUCUGACCGGGCCCGAUCCAGUUAUUGCCAUGCUUUGUAUGGAGAACCGACUGAAUCAAACACCGGUUGGCCUGCGUGAAAUUUCCGAGGAAGCUUUUGCGCAGAUGGAAAACGGUUCUCUCAAUUCGUGGGUAUCUGGCAAGCACAGUUAUAACGUCACUCGCCGCCGAGAGUAUGGUCCUGGUGCCCAAUCAACUCGUGUUCGCCAGGUCAAGCCUGCGCAGGCCUGGACCGCAAAGCCUGCAGAUGCAUCUGUCAAGCAACGGUACCUCGAUGAUAUCCGCCAGAGCAGAGAAGAGCUCGCCGAGCUCCAGGCCAAGGUGGUUUCAGACAAAGCCGCGGCGGCUGAACUUAUAGCUGAUCACAGGCGAGUUCAAGAUGAAUACGAUAAUAUCGAGAGCGAGAAGUCUGAGAAGCAGACUGCACAUACAAAUUGGCGGUCCAUUCCCGAUAGACUUGUCCAGCACGAGCAGAGGCAAAAGACAUUCACCGAUCUUUUCGAAAAAGUAAGAGAACGGGUGUACGGCCACCGAAAUAGGCAGGAUGAAAUCUCCAUCGAAAGGGCUAAGGCUACAAUAGAAUACUCCGAUGCUGCCGAGAAACUUCGUCAAGCCUACGAGGAACUCAUGAAAGCUGAGAUGCGACAUCUGGAAGCGAAUUCUGAUCUUCAAACCCUGAAAAUCCGAGAGAGUGAUGUUACGAAAAUGCUCGAGGAGAAACGCCUAGAGUCCGUUCAGGUUUCCAACGAAUACAAAGAAGGAACCAAAAAGGGAAGAAUUAUGCUAGCCAAGGCAAAGCAGACUACCAGUGCAAUCAAAGAGAAAGAGGGCGGGGCUGAGCUCCUCGAUUCAAUCAGGGAAGAUGGUUACAACACAGACCAACUCAAUGCAGACAUUGACUCUAAAAGAGCCGAGCUAGAAUUCACCCAUGGUGGAAACGAGAGUAUGAUCCAAGAGUUUGAGCAACGCGAGCGCCAGAUCGACAAGCUACAGAGCAAACUUGGUGAGUUGAACAAGAAGCUGAGCGACUACAGCGAGGCCAUCAACGAACUCCGCCAAAAAUGGGAGCCAGUGUUGGAUGCCCUCGUCAGCAAAAUCAGUCACGCUUUCUCCGACUCAUUUGCACGCAUCGGCUGUGCCGGCCAAUGCACUUUGGAAAAGGUGAGAACCGAGGCUGGGCCGAACAACGACCCUCCCGCCGAGUAUGAGUAUGAUCAAUGGGCGAUUGAAAUCCACGUCAAGUUCCGCGAAAGCGAAGAGUUGGCACUCUUGAAUGCUUAUCGUCAAUCCGGUGGCGAGCGAGCCGUCAGCACCAUAUUCUACCUAAUGGCUCUGCAAUCGCUCUCAGCCUCGCCAUUCCGCGUCGUCGACGAGAUCAACCAGGGUAUGGAUCCUCGAAAUGAGCGCAUGGUGCACGGUCGCUUGGUUGACAUUGCGUGUGCGUCGAGCAAUGGAGAAACAGACGAGGAAGGCAAUGUCAUCGGCGGCGGCGGCGGAGGUCAAUACUUCCUCAUCACGCCGAAGCUGCUCAACGGACUGUCCUAUAAGCCCGGUAUGCAGGUGCUUUGUAUCUACAGUGGUGAACAUAUGCCCGAGAACUACGCGAAACUGAACUUUGGCCUGGCGAUUCGAAACAUGAAAACGAUCGUUGCGGAAAGCGGAAGGUCGACUGGCAAGAAUCAGGCCCGAGCCAUCGCAGACCCUCACCAGGUGGAUGUUUAUACCUAG
Messenger RNA from Penicillium waksmanii, 3522 nucleotides. RefSeq names its product DNA repair ATPase SMC5. NCBI's taxonomy places the organism in Eukaryota, Fungi, Ascomycota, Eurotiomycetes, Eurotiales, Aspergillaceae. Bases 1 to 3522 code for a protein of 1173 amino acids. The record is from RefSeq and is a predicted model, not a curated record. Gene Ontology annotation, molecular function: ATP binding; ATP hydrolysis activity. Gene Ontology annotation, cellular component: Smc5-Smc6 complex. The transcript has 8 exons. Gene Ontology annotation, biological process: double-strand break repair via homologous recombination.